CAUCAUCAAGCUUCCCACAAUGCAGCGAGUGUAACAUGGCGUCCGUGGCUGCUGUUUUGGUCAGGCCUGUGUGGAUGUGAAAAACAAAGCGCUGAGAAGGAAGAUGGAGAACAACUAGUGACAUAGUUAGCACUAAGUCUGCACACAAAAGUUUUCAUUUAUCUUGAUCUCUACCAACCGGGUCACACUAUCAUCUGAGGCAUUUCUUCAUUCUGGGGCAUAAAGAGAGGGAGGCAGGGAGGCAUGGAAGAGUCCAAAAGCCCACUGAAAUCAGUUAAGACCUCGCGCAACGAGGCAAGAGGAGUCAAAGCUCCAUCCACCAAGUCCCUGAAAGAGGUUCCAGCUCAGAAAGAGGGCACCAGGACAGCCAGCCAAAGCAAAGCAAACGUCAUCGCAAAGGAUGGUCAUAAAGAAGCGGGCAGUCAUGGGCUCGGGAAGGCCCCCAUAGACGGCCCCCAGGACCAGGGACGAGGGAAGCCCCGCAGACUGACUGGGAGAACCAGCUCUGGAGAGAGGGGGAAAGGGAAAGCGGGAGGGCAGCAACUGGCAGGGCAGGUUCCUCACUCCAGGGCUUUGCCGGCCCCAGACAGUGGACCUACUGUGGUGCCUAAAGCUAUAGAGGAAGGCCCCGCCGAGGAGACCAAGCCAUCAAAGGCAGCCCAAGUGAAAGAGAAGCCAAUCGGCGAGAAUGCUGGAGUGCUUGUGGGCUUGCCUGUCCAGGAGGGCAGGGCGGCUGGAUCAGGGAUGGAGGGCAGCGCUGGGAUUACUGACCAACAGCUUGGCCUCAAACAGGCAGAGGAGCGCCUGUACAGGGACUACAUUCACAGACUGGUGAAGCAGUCUCCUGAGUACCCUAACUUCCAAUACGUAUGCAAACUGUGUUCAGUGCACAUUGAGAACAUACAAGGGGCCCACAAACACAUAAAGGAGAAGAGACACAAGAGGAACAUUAUGGAGAAGCAGGAGGAGAAUGAGUUGCGUGCACUGCCUCCACCUUCCUCUGCCCAGCUGAGAGCGGUGGAUGCUGCCAUCUUGGAAACCGCCAGCCAGCAUGGCAUCUCCGAAGAGGACUUCGAGGUCCGUCAAGCUGUGGUCACCAGGAUGGAAGAGACCAUCAAGCUACACCUAGCAGCCUGCUCCCUCCGUCUCUAUGGCUCCUGCCUUACCCGAUUUGCCUUCAAAACGAGUGACAUCAACAUUGACGUCACCUACCCCCCCACCAUGACACAGCCAGAUGUAUUGAUACAAGUACUGGAAAUCCUGAAGAACAGUGCUCAACUUUCUGAGGUUGAGUCUGACUUUCACGCCAAAGUUCCUGUGAUAUUCUGCAGAGAUAUCAAUAGCGGGCUUAUGUGCAAGGUGAGUGCCGGGAACGACGUUGCCUGCCUCACCACCAACCACCUAGCUGCACUGGCGAAACUGGAACCGAGACUCAUUCCCCUGGUCCUGGCCUUCCGCUACUGGGCAAGGUUGUGCCACAUUGACUGCCAAGCGGAAGGAGGGAUACCGUCCUACUCCUUCUCCCUCAUGGUCAUCUUCUUCCUCCAGCAGAGGAGAACACCUAUCCUCCCAGUUUACCUGGGUUACUGGAUUGAAGGCUUCGACUUGAAGACCGUGGAUGAGUAUCAUCUGACUGGAGUGGAGAUGGACAUAUUCGUGGGAUGGGCGCACAGACAGCCCAGCGCCAACGAGGGACGAGGUGACGGCAGGGGCGAGGCGAAGGCGAAGCCAGAGCCCAAACCUCAUGCUGGGCACACAGAGGGAAUGACUCGUCUGACCCUCGACCUCGGGAAGGGCGUGUCUCUGGGCCAGUUGUGGCUCGAGAUGCUUCGCUUCUACACGCUGGAGUUCGCCCUGGAGGAGCACAUCAUCAGCAUCCGCCUCCGAGAGCUCCUCUCCAGGGAGGGGAAGAACUGGCCCCGCCGCCGGCUCGCCAUCGAAGAUCCAUUUGCCCUGAAAAGGAACGUCGCCCGAAGUCUGAACAGUCAGAUGGUCUUCGAGUACAUCCAAGAGCGCUUCCGCACCGCAUACAAAUACUUCGCCUGUCCGCAGGGCAGGGCCACCGGGGGGUGCCGCAGUGCCAGGAAGACUUCCAGACUCCACCCGAACAAGUGCGAAGGCGAGGGGAAGGAAGUGCCGUCGACGGAAGCCAGAGAGAGCGACGGAAAACACGCCGCCAACGCCGAGAGCCCGGACGCGAACGAGGAGGGCGAAAGCGAGGAAGACGGCGGUUCGGAUCCGUGUCCGGGGACGGAAGCAAGGGAGUUGGCCCGCAGUGUCCGGGACCUGGCCAUCAGCGAGGGCGGCAGCUCCGCGGGAGGGGCCCCUGCCGACCGCGAUGCCCAGGAGGCCCAUGCCGUCCUUAGGGUUUCCUCUCCCGGUGCCUGCCCACCCUCCGCUCCCAACGGCCUGUCUGACAGCGAUGAGGAGGAGGAGAUGCGACGGGACAUGCUGACCCCUGUUGCUCCGGAGGAUCUGCACUAUAUCUUUGACCAAAUGAUUUUCACAGGGGGAAAGCCUCCCACUGUCGUGUGCAGCAUUUGCAAACGAGACGGCCACCUGAAGGACGAGUGUCCUGAGGACUUCAAGAAGAUCGAACUGAAGCCCCUGCCCCCCAUGAGCGAUCGCUUCCGCGACAUCCUCGAUGGCCUCUGCCGACUCUGCUACCAUGAGCUGUCCCCUUCUCUCGGAGAGCAGCAGAAGAGAGAGCAGAUCCUGGUCAGUCUGGAGAGGUUCAUACGUAAGGAGUACAACGACAAAGCCCAGCUGUGUUUGUUCGGCUCGUCCAAGAACGGCUUUGGCUUCCGCGACAGCGACCUCGACAUCUGCAUGACCCUGGAGGGCCACGACACAGCAGAGUUGCUAAACUGCAAAGAGAUCAUCGAAGGACUCGCCAAGGUGCUAAAAAAACACACGGGACUUCGGAACAUCCUGCCUAUCACAACAGCUAAAGUGCCUAUUGUGAAGUUUGAACACAGGCAAAGUGGCCUGGAGGGAGACAUCAGCCUUUACAACACCCUGGCUCAGCACAACACCAGGAUGCUAGCGACCUACGCCGCUAUCGACCCCCGCGUGCAGUACCUGGGCUACACCAUGAAAGUCUUCGCCAAGCGCUGCGACAUUGGCGACGCGUCCAGGGGCAGUCUGUCGUCCUACGCCUACAUCCUCAUGGUGCUCUACUUCCUGCAGCAGAGGCACCCCCCGGUCAUCCCCGUUCUACAGGAGAUCUUCGACGGUCAGAGCGUCCCUCAGAGGAUGGUGGACGGCUGGAACGCCUUCUUCUUCAACGACAUCGACGAGCUGCGGCGGCGGCUGUCGGAGCCCAGUCAGAACGGGGAGUCGGUGGGCGAGCUGUGGCUGGGCCUGCUGCGCUUCUACACAGAGGAGUUUGACUUCAAGGAGCACGUGAUCAGCAUCCGCCAGAGGAAGCGCCUCACCACCUUUGAGAAGCAGUGGACCUCCAAGUGCAUCGCCAUCGAAGAUCCCUUUGACUUGAAUCAUAAUCUCGGUGCUGGAGUUUCGCGCAAAAUGACCAACUUCAUCAUGAAGGCCUUCAUAAAUGGGAGGAAGUUGUUCGGAACACCCUUCUACCCUCAACACGGCAUGGAGGCGGACUACUUCUUCGACUCCAAGGUGCUAACGGACGGGGAACUGGCGCCCAACGACCGCUGCUGCCGGAUCUGUGGCAAGAUCGGCCACUACAUGAAGGACUGCCCCAAGAGACGCAGGAUGAAGAAAAAGGAGAACGAGAAGGAGGAGGAUGCGAUGAAGGACGACGAGCCCCGAGAGAGGCGCUGCUUCCAGUGUGGGGACAUGGGCCACGUUCGGAGGGACUGCCCAGAGUACCGCCAGCUCAGACAGAGGGCUGCCGGCGGGCCGGUUCCCCACAUGAUGCGGGCCAUGGUGAGCUCCCAGUCCAUCCCCAUCCCCCAGACCACCCCAGACCGUCCUGGGCGAACCAGACAGCCUUCUGAGUGUUCCGACAGCCGCCAGACUCCGCCCUACUCUCCCCAGUCGACCCCGUUUUCUCAGAGCUCCUCGCAGGCCUCCAGCUCCCCUCAGUCCGCCCAGAGCAAGACCUCCACCGUGGGCCCCCCCAAGCAGCCCCACGCCCAGGUCCCUCUGUCCCUCUUCAGCUUCCCCCCCGCACACCCCAGCCAGUAUCCCCACAGCGCUCUCACCGCCCUGGGCCUACUCCCGUCCCACCAGUCCCAGCCUCACCACCCGGUCCCACACCCUUCCACCUCCUGGCCCAUCCACGGCCCCGUCAUCCAGACCUCCAGCCCUAAUGCCCCCUCCCCUCCCGGCCUUAAAUUCCCCCUGCGGCCAGCUUCGGGGAAUGGGAACGGGAAUGGGGCCUCUGGCGCGGUUGGCAGCCCCUUGAAUCUCAACGAUCCCAGCAUUAUCUUCGCCCAGCCGGCGGGGAGGCAGCUAGGCCUGGGAGGGCCGGGACGGGAAGGGCACUGGCACAACCACCUGGCACAGCCGGGGGUGCUGGUGGGCAACGGCACUGUGGGCAAGUCAGAGCCAGGCUACCAGACCCAGUUCGGGGGUGUGACCCAGGGCUCUCGGUCCUGGGAGCACGGCAACACAGCCCACUACUCCCUGUCGCCGUCCUGGCCUUAUCGCAUGCCCCAGAAUUUCCUCCAGCAGGGCAAUGGGGGCUUCCAGCCAGGCAAGCCCUUCAUGGGCCAAGGUUCUGUGGUUCACCCAAAUCAGCAUUUUCCUCUGCUACCCCAUGGCAGACACCACGUCAACCUGAACUACAUUCAACAGAAAAAAUGAAUUGUGGCGUCGUUGUUUAUGGAUUAAGACGUAUGGUUCCCGAUGUAACAAAACAAUGUUGUCUAACUUUUAAUCAUUUGGUCACAGGACUUUUUAAAAUGAAAUGUUUUUCAUUUUUUGUACAGUUUUUAGUUUUUUUGUCGAAUUACAUUGAUUUGUGAUACAAAUGUCAAAUAUUUUAAUACCCCCAUUUUUGAGGGGGUCCAAAAAGUGUUUUUAUUUUAUGUGUAAAGUAAGGAGGUAAAAUGUAUACCUUUAUUUUUAUUAGUUGUAUUCAUACUUUGCUUGCUGAAAAAUGAAGGCUUUGAAUAGACAUUUGUUUUAAAAACGAUCUAACAUGCCACCCCUAAUUAUGUAGUGCCAAAAAGUUAUAGUAUGCAAAAGAAGAAGAAAAAAAAUGACAAAAUAGAAAACCCCCUAAAAAUAAAAUAAAGAAAAGCAACAACU
This is a messenger RNA of Osmerus eperlanus (European smelt), 5232 nucleotides long. RefSeq names its product terminal uridylyl transferase 4 (gene tut4). Lineage: Eukaryota; Metazoa; Chordata; Actinopteri; Osmeriformes; Osmeridae. Gene Ontology annotation, molecular function: RNA uridylyltransferase activity; nucleic acid binding; zinc ion binding. The transcript has 30 exons. The coding region runs from base 244 to 4785 and encodes 1513 amino acids. The record is from RefSeq and is a predicted model, not a curated record.